UUUUUGAACAUUUUUUUUUCACUCUGCAACCUUCAGAAGAAAACCGAUACUGGCUACGGAGCCACAGUAGUAGAAAAACAUCUAAAUUACGUAACAUGGCAGAAGCAAACGUCACUCUUACGCAGCAACAAUUUGAAGCACUCUUAUCACGCAUCAGUAAUUUGUCAACACAGUCGUUGGAAACAGGGAAUUUCUCUUCAUGUUCGUCGCGUUUUAACGGUAGCAAAGACUCUGACGUAAAUGCUUUUAUAGACGCUAUAGAAACCUUCAAAGACUGCUCAAAAGUGUCCGACGCGAACGCUCUGCGUGGUUUAUCUAUGCUACUCGAUGAUUUUGCCGCUACGUGGUGGUACGGAGUAAAAGACACUGUCGCAACUUGGGAAACUGCUCUCGAUCUUUUACGUCUAACUUUCGGUCCAAGAAAACCAGCAUAUCUUGUAUAUCGGGAAAUAUUUUCAAAAGAACAAGAUAUUAGAACACCUUCUGAUGUAUUUAUCUGUCAAUCGCGUUCAUUGCUUGCGCAACUUCCAGCAAAUACCCUAACUGAGUCGACGCAGAUUGAUAUGAUUUAUGGCUUGUUACAUAAACGAAUACGAGAAAAAGUACCUCGAGAUAAAAUCCGUACUUUUAACGAAUUACUUAAAGAAUGUCGCAUGGUAGAAGAAACGUUUGUUGAUCAUUUUGACAGGCCUUCUAACGAUAAACGUCCAAAAUGUCGAUUUUGCAAAUAUUUGGGACAUACAGAAGACCAGUGCCGAAAGAAACAAGGUACUGCAAGUACAUCAACAAAAACUUCGACUACAGCGCCUUCACCAAGUAAUCCAGUGACAUCUGUUCCAAAUUCGACCUUGGAAAGUCAUCCUCCCCGAAUAUCAAAUCAAGUGACAUGUUACGGAUGUAAUAGACCUGGCUACAUUAAAUCCAACUGUCCAACUUGUUCCAACACCGCAGCUUCUGUCGAAUUCUGUGCUCUUGACAAUGUAGAAGUUCCUGUUUACCCUCAGUCACGUCCUAUUUUGCCUAUAAACAUACUAGGAAUGAAUGGUCAAGGACUGAUUGACACAGCCGCCAAGCACAGCGUUGCCAGUGGCUCAUUAUACGAAGCAUUAAGGAAACACAACGUUCCGUAUACAAAAACCAGAAGUACGAUUAAACUUGCAGAUGGUACCGUGAAAGAACAGGAAGUAAAACUUCUGAGAGUUGAUGUUUUACUAGGAAGUCGUUAUAUACCAACAACAUUUAUGACUCUACCCAAUGCUGACAAAACCUUACUAGGCAUAGAUUUCCUUCGAAGUGCUAACCUUGUUCUGGACAUCGGACAGCAAAAUUGGAGUUUUGCAGACGAUAUUUUGACUAAGUAUCCCUUGGUAUAUGAAGAUGACCACAAAAUUUCCAAUAUAGAAGUACUUUCCGUUUCAAUUUUGAGAUCAGAUGAAGCCAUAAUGUUAUCCAGUGAAGAACAUAAGCAGUUAUCAGACCUUCUUGAAGCCAACCAGGAUAUUUUCGCUCUAGGGGGAGAACCAACUCCUUAUGCUGAACACUAUAUUGAUACCAAGUCACACGCACCAAUUUCAGUACCACCGUACCGAAUGACGCCUGGAAACAAAGAAAAACUUCGACAAGAACUAGACAAGAUGUUACGAGAUGACAUUAUAGAAGAAUGUGAGUCAGCUUGGUCAGCACCGGUAGUACUCGUUCCAAAGAAGAAUGGCGAAACUAGGGUAUGUUGCGAUUACAGAGCUUUGAACGCUAUUACGACACCCGUGCAUUAUCCGUUACCUCGAAUGGACGAUCUACUGCAUGCAACCAAAAAGACUAUAUACAUGUCAGCCAUUGAUUUACGUGCGGGAUAUCAUCAAGUGAAAGUGCGGGAACAGAUAGAGACAAAACAUCGUUCGUGA
Molecule: messenger RNA, 1901 nt
Organism: Sitophilus oryzae (rice weevil)
Lineage: Eukaryota; Metazoa; Arthropoda; Insecta; Coleoptera; Curculionidae
Exons: 1
Coding region: 96-1901 (601 amino acids)
Molecular function (GO): nucleic acid binding; zinc ion binding
Source: RefSeq, a predicted model, not a curated record